Molecule: messenger RNA, 738 nt
Organism: Fraxinus pennsylvanica
Lineage: Eukaryota; Viridiplantae; Streptophyta; Magnoliopsida; Lamiales; Oleaceae
Source: the annotation of a GenBank genome assembly
AUGAAUCAGAAUGUUUACGAUCCAAGGAUAUUUGCGAUAGGUCCUUUUCACCAUGGUGAAGAUCAUUUAUGCAAGAUGGAGCAACACAAAUACAUGUACCUAAAGCUUCUUCUUAAGCGUACAAAUGAAUCCACUGUUGACAAGUUUGUCGCGGCAGUGAGAUCUAUGGAAGAAAAAGCGCGCAAUUCUUAUGCCGAACCUCUCAAGUUUAACCAAGAUGAGUUUGUCGAAAUUCUGCUUCUUGAUGGGAUUUUCAUCAUUGAGUUACUUUGUAGUUUUUACAUGGUUGAUGACGACGAAAAUGAUAUCAUUUUACAACGCAGAACGAUUGGCUGCCAGUUAUAUCAUGAUUUAUUGUUGUUCGAUAAUCAAAUGCCUUUCUUUGUUCUUGAUCAGUUGUUCAACAUGACAUCCAGACGACAGUAUUGGUUUUCUAAUCCGCUGCAACUGCAAGAGGCAGGAGUCGUGUUUCAAAGCGCUAGAGAGAGUAUUUUUUGGGACAUUAGGUUCAUUAACGGGGUGAUGAAAAUCCCGGCUUUUGAUUUUACAGUCGACACUGAGACACCCUUCCUAAAUUUUAUAGCAUACGAGGACUUACUUCCUAGUGGUCGUCCAAGGUACUUCAUGGACUUUUCAUUCUUUUGGAGUUGUCUAGUAAAUUCCUCAGAGGAUGUGGGAGCAUUGCGCCGUUGUGGAAUCAUUAACAAUUAUCUAGUCGAUGAUGAGAUGGUUCACUAA